AUGCUGUCAUUACCCACUGAGCCGCGUCUAUCCCUGCAAACUAUACAUACCGCUGCAAUGGACAUGUUAUCAGGCUCGGAAUCAAGUAAUUUUUGCCGAAAACCCGAAAUUAUGGCAGAUGCUGUUUACGCGUUGCUUUGUAAAGAUAGUAAAUCCAUUACUGGAAAAUUCUUGAUUGACGAAGAUAUAUUAAGAAACGAAGGCGUUAACGACUUCACAGAUUAUGCGUGUAAUCCAGCAAACAAGGACAAUUUAAUGUUGGACUUCUUUCUGGGUGACAACAUUCCAAAUGUCCAAGAUGAGAAAACGAAACAUCUUGACAAAACUAGCAGCAAUGAAACUGGACAGGUAGCACGUAUAUUUAGUGCCAUCGACGCAAAUUUAAAUAGCGAACUAGUUAACAAAACUGGCGCUAUAUAUCAAUUCAACGUGAAAGGAAAAGAAUCUGGUACAUGGUUUCUGGAUUUAAAAAAUGGAAACGGAGCAAUUGGCAAAGGAGAACCGAGCCAGCCAGCAGAUGCAACACUUACAAUGGAUUCAGACAACUUUUUUGCCAUGUUUUCAGGUAAACUGAAACCUACUGCUGCGUUUAUGACGGGAAAACUAAACAUUAAUGGAAAUCUGCAGAAAGCAAUGAAACUGGAAAAAUUAAUGAGCAGUUUAAAAUCCAAACUGUAAAACGGAAAUAUAUAUCAAACCAAGUCUACAAGAGAAAACUUUACAAUUAAUCAAUUUCGAUAAAUCAAAGGUACUGCUAUUUCACAAUUGCGUUUACCCAAUUUCUGUUUCCAGAUGUUGUAGUUACUUGUAUUAAUGUAUAUCAAAUUGUGGGUAAAGAGAUAUAUUUUUCUACUUAAAAGAAUGUAAUAAAAAUCUCUUUGAUCAAAAUAUUUAAAAAUUAUAUUUUUACAUUAAAAAUAUAUCUAAUUAUGUAAAUUCAAUUGUUUCCUCAUAGAAAUCAUUUUAGUAAUGAAGUGUUUUAUUUUUUUGUAUUAAAAAAUGUUACCUAAGAACAACUGCAUGUGUACUUUUUUAUUUGCUUAAAGCAUUUUUUCUUUUUAUGCAAACAGUUCUUUUCUUUAUUUAUUAAUAUGCACAAUUGCAUUUACACAAUUUCUGUUUCCAUGAUUUUUUGUAGUUAUGUAUUUUUGUAUGUCUAAUUGUGUGUAUAAAGAGAUAUGUGUUUUUCCAUUUUAAAAAAUAUAAUAAGAAUCUCUUUGGUUAAAAUUAUUAAAAAUUUUAUUUGUUUAUUAAAAAUCUAUCUAUUAAUAUGUGUGUAAUAUUCCGCACUUUGUCUCUUAUUAAUUUUAUUACCUUUAAAAUAUAUGUUGUAAUAUUAUUCCAUAAUAUACAUAUACAUAUUCCAUGAUAUACAUACGAGCACCUUAGAGGUAAACUGUGUUAAGUUACAUUUUUUCGAAAAUUGAGUUAUUGUUAUUACAAAACUAUACUCCAAUUUUUACCCAAUGAGAAAUGUUUUCAAUGAAUAUUUUCACAUUUCAAUAGAGAUGUUAACUAUAUAAAGUUAAGUCACAUUCAUCAGGUAAACAGUAUUAAGUCACAUUAAAAACGUAUUCCGUAAUCAUACAACUUCCUUUCUGAAACAUAUUGAAAUUUGAUAUUCUCUAUGAAUACAAAAAAAUCUGCAAAACAUUACAAAGUAUUUUACUGAGAGCCUGUCAAAAGCGAAAAAUCUCUUUAGAUCCUUCUCCUGAAAAAUUGUUUAUGUGACUUAAUACAGUUUACCUCUGAAGUGCUCAUACGGUUAUAUGUAAUAUAUUAUAUAUGGUUAAAACACACACACACAUUUUCGCGAUUGUUAUAUAUUCGGCUCCGCUCAACGCUUCGAGCCGCUCUAUUAUAUUGAACUGAUGUAAAGUCCGACAUUUCAUAUUACACGACCUAAUACAAUGAUGCGAAAAA
Molecule: messenger RNA, 1923 nt
Organism: Linepithema humile (Argentine ant)
Lineage: Eukaryota; Metazoa; Arthropoda; Insecta; Hymenoptera; Formicidae
Source: RefSeq, a predicted model, not a curated record